UAUUCUAAUACUCCGUUAAAACCUAAUCAGCUUGUGAAAACAAACUAGUUAAAAAUUCCUUUUAAGUAAACGGGUUUCAGAACUUGGCAAAGAUGAUCGUUACGUUAAAGAAAUGAUAUGUGUAUAUGUAUGUGAUUAAAUUACCAUAUGAAUGUAUUCGUUGAUUGGAACCUAUCAAUGGUCAACUACGCCCAGCCCAUGACUUUCAAAAGCUUUGAGAAUGGGGUUAGUUGGGUUUUAGCUAGCAUAAAUAUUUAUGUCGCUGUCUUUAUAUGGCUGUUGCCAAAUUGAUGCAAAAACUUUCACUGACCCAUCAGCCAGUCAAAAUACUAUUAAAACCAGCCCAUACCUGAGCGUUCUUAACAAUAUCUUAAGUGUAAAUUGUGUUGACAACUUAAGUUCGACUUGAUUUUAAUUUUAGUUGGCUCUGAGCCAGCGAAGAAAACAGGCGCGAGUUUAAGAUUUUAUUUCAGGCAACAGAAUGCAUUUCCAACAGUGGGCAGCAUUUCUUCUGCUGGCGUGGAUUGGUGUUCCAGGCCAGAUUCAAGCAGCUAGGACAAUUAGCUUAAAGCAAGUCCAGUAUUUGCAGCCACAGAUGCAGACGCCAAAAAAAUCUGGCAGCACUCAGAUUGCUUAUCCGAAAUACUCAUUUGUGCCGAGCAGGUUUCCCAGUGACAGACACAAUCCUUAUCUCUUAUCAGGUCAACCAAAAGCAGCGCCUACGACUACAACAGAGCGGCCUUUUGUGCGGGUCUGGAACAACUUUUUACGGAGCGUACAGCCAAAUUUCGGUUUGCGUAAUCUGACCAAUCCAUUAGUAAACUUGUUCAACAAUGGCGUUACCAACUUAAUCGAAACAGUGCCCGUGCCAGCACAGAUUUACAAUGAUGAGCAACAGGAGGAUGAGGUGCAGCAAUCGUCCGCAGCUGUAACGCAGAACGCCAAAAAACGCAAACGCAAGCGUCGUAAGCAGCAAAAGCAUAGACCAAUCUAUGACUCACAGGAGCUGAAUGAUCCUUAUGACUACUACGGUACCACACUGCACCAGCCUAUGUACUAUUAUGGUCCUAAUGACUACUAUGGAGUGCGUCGCGUGCAAUCCUAUGCGGACUAUCCUCGUCAGCUAAAUUACUAUGAUCACUAUUUUCAAGAUAAUUCAGUGACAGGGGAUGUAUCACAAUAUACGGCUGAAGAGAGCCUUGGUAAACGUAAUACUAAAAACUAUGCCGUACUGCGACCUCUCACUUUGACGAUUCAGUUGCCGAGUGGCGAAACUACACACGACGAACCACUCAAUGACAGUGUAGCCAAUGAAAACACCGAUGAAACGUAUGUUGUCGUCGGAACCAAUACCGAAGGCAACGUUGAUUCCGCACCAAAUGCUGCAUCGAGCGAUGAUCGUGUGCCUCUCUCUGAGAGCGUGCGCAAUGCAUUUGGCACAUAUAUGCAUGACGAUAUCGAUAAUCGUGAACGCCAGCGUCAACCCGCCCACCAGAGAGAAUUGGCUGCGUUGGCUAAAUCGAAACCCCGUCAGCAACAGCGUUACUUAUUUGCUGCACGCUUGGUAAAUAACCACAAAUAAAAUAUGUUUUAUGUAAAUGAUGUAUGUAUUAUGAUUGUGUCUGUUAGUCUGACUGUAGGG
Drosophila hydei is the source of this 1642-nucleotide messenger RNA. RefSeq lists its product as uncharacterized. The record is from RefSeq and is a predicted model, not a curated record. The transcript has 2 exons. Bases 482 to 1582 code for a protein of 366 amino acids. Lineage: Eukaryota; Metazoa; Arthropoda; Insecta; Diptera; Drosophilidae.